This is a messenger RNA of Anopheles arabiensis, 2494 nucleotides long. Its product is annotated as lipase maturation factor 2-like. NCBI's taxonomy places the organism in Eukaryota, Metazoa, Arthropoda, Insecta, Diptera, Culicidae. The record is from RefSeq and is a predicted model, not a curated record. The transcript is spliced from 4 exons. The coding region runs from base 323 to 2389 and encodes 688 amino acids. Gene Ontology annotation, biological process: protein maturation. Gene Ontology annotation, cellular component: endoplasmic reticulum membrane.
GUCCAAGCGCACGCGUCCCAUUUCCCGUCCAGCAGUGACUUGGGCCAGGUGUUUCUAAAUCCUUAAGCAUUGCAUCCGAAAGUAAGCAAAUUGGUUUAGUUUGUUAAAAUUUCGAUCCAAAAAAAGGUUUUGUUUUUCAGAACAAGGAAAAAAAGUGACGCUAUUCGCAGUGGGAGAGUUCCCUCGCUCAUCGAAACGCUGGCUCAACGACAGACGUGGUGCUGUGAUUUCGCGAAUGUUUGCCGCAGUGUAGGCAAUUUUGGAUGCUGCUGCUGCUGUAAAUUUGUGUCAUAAAUCGUAACAAAACACAGUUGCAAGAAGCAUGGAGCAGGCAAAGGCCAGAAGUGAUAAAAACCACGACCCAAGGCCACAGCAUGAAGAUGAGGUUGGAGAUGUGCCGCGGGUGCGAAAUUUGCUGCUACGCUCGAUGUGUGCCGUUUACCUGAUGGCUUUCGUGAGCUUCUAUUGUCAGGCGGAAGGACUGUACGGCGAUGGGGGCAUUCUGCCGGCGAGCCGCAUACUGGCAAACGGCACACUGAAGGAGCGGCUCAGCCUGCUCCAGCUCGCGCCCUUCGUCGGGCUGGGCCACGGUCACGAGGCAAUCGAUUUGCUGUGUCUGGUCGGCGCUACCGUCGCGUUCCUGGGGCUCAUCUCGCGCGCCCACUGCCGGCUGCUUAGCUUCAUCGUGAUGUGGUCGGUGUACUUCUCGCUCGUCCAGAUAGCGCAGUCCUUCCGCCAGCAAGCCGACCAUCUGCUGCUCGAGGCGGGCUUCCUGUGCAUACUGCUCGCGCCGACCCGGCUCACCGACCGGCGGCAUCCGAUGGAGGCGAUUGCGCUGCUGCUGCUCAAGUGGCUCGUGUUUCGGUUCAUGUUUGCGUCCGGCUCGGUGAAGCUGGCGAGCGGCUGCCCCCUCUGGUGGUCGCUGGACGGGCUGAAGCGCCACUACGAAACGAUGCCGCUGCCGACGUCGUACAGCUGGUACACGUACCAGCUGCCGGACGUGUUCCACCGGCUCAGCACGAUCUACGUGUACCUGAGCGAGCUGGUCGUGCCGUGGCUGUUCUUCGCACCGAGCCGGACCGUGCGCCGGUUCGCCGUCUGGUGGCACGUCUUUCUGCACCUAAACAUUAUCGGGUGCGGCAACUACGGCUUUCUGUCGCCGCUCGUGCUGACGCUGCUGGUCGCACUGCUGGACGACGAGGACGAGCUGGUCGUGUGGGUGCAGGACCGGCUGGCGGUGGACGACACGCGCCGACGUGCUGGCCGUGGAAGGACAGCGGCACGCCAAACGAACAGCACGGACGAUUCGGCCGACCGUUACGGUGGCCGACUGGUGAAAGCGAUCAGCCUGCUCAUGGUCGUCGGUUCGUGGCUGUGCUUCAGCGUGGGUGUGUCGAAGGACGACGGACAGCUUACCUUCCAGCCAACCUUCACCCAGGACCAGUACCUGAACGUGAUGCAGACGAUGAUACGGGCAGCGCCACUGCUCGUGUUUGUGCUGCUGGUCAAACAGUUCCUGAAGCUGCUCUCCUCCCAGGACAGUGUGGGCAGUUUGGCGGAAGGUAUGCGUCAGUUUUCGAAAAAUCUCGGCCUGCUCAUAUCGACAAUCGUCGCGUUUACCGUGUUCUUCAUGUCGAUUGUUCCACACUCGCGGCUGCUUCCGAGCACGGCCGUCACCUCGCCGGUGAUGACACGCGCCUACGGCGGCCUGCACAGCCUGUACGUGGUCAACCAGUACGGCCGCCACCUCACCAAGAUGCGCCCGAUGCGCCGGGAAAUCAUUCUCGAGUACGGGGACGAGCUGAACGGUACCUGGCACGAGUACGGCUUCCAGUACAAACCGUGGACGGUGGAGCGGGCUGCCUCGCUGCCGUACGGCUGGCUACACUUUCCGCGGUUCGACUUUAAGUUCUACGAUGCCGCCGGCUCCAAAUCGGACGCCCAGAAGUGGAUCUACCCGCUGGUGCAGCGGCUGCUCGACCAUCAGCAACCGGUGCUCGAUCUGCUCGACAGCCGGCACGUCCCAGCGGAAGCGCCGCGGUACGUGCGCACCUCGCUGUACCGGUUCGCGUACACUUCGUUCGCCGAUGCGGCCGCCGGAGGGUUUUGGACGCGCGAACGGCUUACCGACUACUUUAACGUGUUCUCCCGCGAGGAUGCGCAUCUGCGCGACAAGCUGAGGCAGAUGAACUUCCGCACGGCCGCCGAACAAUCGUCCAGCGGUGGUGGUUCGUGGAACUGGUUGCUCCGUUGGCUGCUGGAUGCGGUGCGUCGGUUUGUGGGUGCAAUAGAGGGCUCCUACUUGCUGAUAGGACUGUUCGUCGCCGCUGGGAUGGUGUUAUACACGCAGCAGCAACAGCAGCAGCAGCGAGUUGGUCAGUCGACUUAAUUGGAGUGGCACAAAACAACACAAAAAAAAGAAAUGCCAAAACGGUGUCAAUUGUAGUCAAAUUAUUAGCAACAACCCACACACACACACACAAACACACACAAA